CCGCGGUGCAGGGAGCCGGGCCGGUGCCAGGGCCGCCGCCCGGCCGGGCCGCAGCCCCCGCCGCCAUGGCCCGAGUCUCGGCGAUGAUCAGCCCGGUCCUGGUGCUCUUCGGCUGCGACCUGUGCUUCGUGCGAGCCAACAGGCCACCGUCCCCUGUCAACGUGACUGUGACACAGCUGAAGGCAAACUCUGCCACGGUCUCCUGGGACGUACCAGAAGGAGACGUGGUCAUCGGCUAUGCCAUUCUACAGCAGAGGCAGGACGGGCAGAUGCAGCGCUUCAUCCGUGAGGUGAACACCACCAACCGUGCCUGUGUGCUGUGGGACCUGGCAGAGGAUGCUGACUACAUCAUCCAGGUGCAGAGCAUUGGCCUGUAUGGGGAGAGCCAGGCUAGCAAGCGUGUCCACUUCCGCACCCUGAAGGAGACCGACCGCCUGCCUUCCAACAGCUCCAACCAAGGUGACAUCACCAUGGAAGGGCUGGACAAAGACCGGCAGCUGCAGACAGGCGAGAUUAUCAUCAUUGUGGCUGUGCUGCUCAUGUGGGCAGCGGUGAUCGCCCUGUUCUGCAGACAGUACGAUAUCAUCAAGGAUAACGACUCCAACAACAACAAGGAGAAGACAAAGCCGUCCUCAGAGCAUAGCACGCCAGAACGACCAAGUGGAGGGCUGCUGCGGAGCAAGAAGAAAUCUCCCUCGGUCAAUAUCAUCGAGGUGUAAGUGCAACACCAGCUCUGCCAUCUGGGAUCUUGGGUGUCCUGCCAGAGCCAAAGCAGGCCUUGGAAGAAGAGGCAGCACCAGGUGUGCAGCCUGGAACUCAGCAUGCGACGAUCCACGUUACCAGAACUCCCGCUUUCCUGAGGGCACCUGUCUGGGGAUGUGCAUGGAGCCAGCUCCCAAGCCAUGCAUGCAGAGCAUGGCCCUGCCCAUCCCACACACCCGGCCCUCCUCCCCUCCCGGUGGGAAGCAUGAAGCUGAGGACGGGUGCAGGGCCGCCCCACCGGCUGGGGUGGGAGGGAGCCGAGAGCCCCGAGGGGAGGCCAUGUCCCUGUGCCAAAGCCCUGGGUGCAGCUGUGGCACUGACCGCCUGCCCGGCAGCGGGGCAGACCUUGCUCUCAGCUGCCUGUUCGGCCUUGGGGGUUGCUUGCAGAGAGCAGGAGCUGCUCCCCUCAGGGCCCUGGGGCUGAGGAACAAGGCAGUGCAGGCACUGCCCAGCUCUGCCAGGAGAGCUGUGGCCAGAAGAACUGUGGCCAGCUGGUUGGAGGGUUUGUCUGUGGGGCUGGGCCCAGCCAGCACAGGGGAUGAGUGGAUUGCUGCUGGAGAGCAGGGCUCCACUGCACCCUGUCAUGGCUGUGCAGGGGCUUCAAAUCCUCUGUCUGCUGCAGAGGACAAAGACACGAGGGAUGAUGAGGAGCUGGUGCUGUCCCAGGGGCCGGCCAGAGCCUGUGGCUGGGGCAGGGCGUGCUGGUGGGAGCCCCACAGGGCUGGGGGAGUUGGCAGCGUCAGGGCACGGCUGUGGCUGUGCUGUGUCCCUUGGCAGUGUCAGGGCACGGCUGUGGCAGUGCUGUGUCCCUUGGCAGUGUCAGGGCACGGCUGUGGCAGUGCUGUGUCCCUUGGCAGUGUCAGGGCACGGCUGUGGCUGUGCCGUGUCCCUUGGCAGCGUCAGGGCACGGCUGUGGCUGUGCUGUGUCCCUUGGCAGCGUCAGGGCACGGCUGUGGCUGUGCCGUGUCCCUUGGCAGCGUCAGGGCACGGCUGUGGCUGUGCUGUGUCCCUUGGCAGUGUCAGGGCACGGCUGUGGCUGUGCUGUGUCCCUUGGCAGUGUCAGGGCACGGCUGUGGCUGUGCCGUGUCCCUUGGCAGUGUCAGGGCACGGCUGUGGCUGUGCUGUGUCCCUUGGCAGUGUCAGGGCACGGCUGUGGCUGUGCUGUGUCCCUUGGCAGUGUCAGGGCACGGCUGUGGCUGUGCCGUGUCCCUUGGCAGUGUCAGGGCACGGCUGUGGCUGUGCUGUGUCCCUUGGCAGUGUCAGGGCACGGCUGUGGCUGUGCUGUGUCCCUUGGCAGUGUCAGGGCACGGCUGUGGCUGUGCUGUGUCCCCAGCAGGGCUCAGUGCUGGCACUUUCAGGCUGUUUGAGGGGAGCUGCCAAGCACUUUUUGAGCAGCACAGCGCCUGUGCUGCUUGGAGGAGACGAUGUGGUGAGGCCUACAAGGUCUCAGUUGGAGGGAAUGGGGUGGAACAAGGAGGCUCCCUGCUGCCCUGGCUGCUGCUCUUCCUCCAUGCUCUGCUCUGCAGCCUGCCACAGACAGGCUCUGCAGCCCUGGACUCAAGCACCACAGGAUCCAGUGUCUUCCAGGAAUAAAUCUCCCAGUAAAAGCACUUUCAGGACUUUUCCUUCCAGGUGCUGCUCAGCUCCUGCUGCAGGACUAGGCAGGGGAGGGACAGGAUAAGCAACUCCUGUGGCAGGGUCUUUUCAAUAAAAGCAUCCUGGCUCAAAGGCAGCAUCAGA
Molecule: messenger RNA, 2502 nt
Organism: Catharus ustulatus (Swainson's thrush)
Lineage: Eukaryota; Metazoa; Chordata; Aves; Passeriformes; Turdidae
Gene: FNDC4
Product: fibronectin type III domain containing 4
Exons: 6
Coding region: 66-719 (217 amino acids)
Molecular function (GO): protein binding
Source: RefSeq, a predicted model, not a curated record